Messenger RNA from Ascochyta rabiei, 522 nucleotides. RefSeq lists its product as uncharacterized. Gene Ontology annotation, molecular function: structural constituent of ribosome; mRNA binding. The record is from RefSeq and is a predicted model, not a curated record. Gene Ontology annotation, biological process: negative regulation of translation; translation. NCBI's taxonomy places the organism in Eukaryota, Fungi, Ascomycota, Dothideomycetes, Pleosporales, Didymellaceae. Gene Ontology annotation, cellular component: ribosome; mitochondrial large ribosomal subunit. The transcript has 2 exons. Bases 1 to 522 code for a protein of 173 amino acids.
AUGUCCCAGGUAGUAGGCAAGACGCGCCUUGCGUACGCCCGUUCAUGGCACUUCAUCGACAUUGGCGCCGAUCCACGAGCCCUCGGGCGCGUUGCCUCCUCCAUCGCUCUUGCACUGAUGGGCAAGCACAAGCCCAUCUUCGACCCCUCCACCGACUGCGGUGACUACGUAGUCGCGGUUGACUGCGCAAACCUCCACACAACAGGCAAGAAGCGCUUCCAGAAACUAUACCGCACACACACAACACGCCCCGGCUCGCUGAAGGAGAUCAACAUGGACCGUAUGAUGGCGAAGUGGGGAGGCGGUGAGGUCUUGAGGAAGGCAGUUAGCGGCAUGCUGCCAAAGAACAGGCUGAGGAAGGAGAGGCUGGCGAGGCUGAAGACAUUCGAGGGACCAAGCCAUCCGUAUGGAGAGAAUCUGCUGAAGGUUGGGAAUGGUGGGGGCCAGGGUAUUGCGGAUCACCCUGAUGUUAAGAGGGCGUUUGAUGGGAUAAAGGAGGCUGCACAGGCACCUGCAUCAUAG